Molecule: messenger RNA, 3038 nt
Organism: Branchiostoma floridae (Florida lancelet)
Lineage: Eukaryota; Metazoa; Chordata; Leptocardii; Amphioxiformes; Branchiostomatidae
Exons: 7
Coding region: 162-2927 (921 amino acids)
Source: RefSeq, a predicted model, not a curated record
UACGCCACCUGCCAUGUCCAAGCCUGCCAUGUCCGAGCCUGCUACGCCGCCUGUCAUGUCCGAGCCUGCUACGCCGCCUGCCAUGUCCGAGCCUGCUAGUACGUCUGCCAUGUCCAAGCCUGCCAUGUCCGAGCCUGUCCCAGCCUGCUACGCCGCCUGCCAUGUCUGAGCCUGCUACGCCGCCUGCCAUGUCUGAGCCUGCUACGCCACCUGCCAUGUCCGAGCCUGCUACGCCGCCUGCCAUGUCCAAACCUGCUACACCGCCUGCCAUGUCCGAGCCUGCUAGUACGUCUGCCAUGUCCAAGCCUACCACCGUGCCUGUCAUGUCUGAGCCUACGUCAUCUGAACAGGCCUCCAAAGACUUGCAAUUAACACUUGCGACACAUGAAAACAUUGUGCACGAAGCAAGCAAGCAUGGCUUCAUUUAUGUUGCCACUACAGAUGCAGGGACACUUAUCCUGGCCAAGCUCAAGGUCAUCAAAGUAGAUUGUUCAGUAUCCAUUCAAAUUGACAUUAACAAAGAUGGAACAUGGCAACUUAAGGUGCAGGGCAAGAAACUGUCUUGCUCCAAUCACGACUACCUCCAUGCAGAUCUGUCUCCUGUUCUGACUGAAUCCAUGUGUGCAAGUUUUUUCUUCUAUCUGUCACAUUGCCAUUUUUGCAGUGGAAAUGUUGGCUAUGAUGCACUUCUAAAUGCCAGGAGAGAGGGAAUGGACUUGGUCACAUUCAGGAAAGUAGAUGGUAGUGUAGCAGCGAAAGAGGAGGUGGGAACUGACAGCAGAACGAUUCGACAUGUAGACUGCCAAUUGCUUUUACCACCCAAUAGGAUGUCAGCAAGGUGUGACAGGUGUAUAACAUACGGCCACUAUUUACGUGGGGCAGUCGCAAAAAUCAGAGACAAACAGAACACAAGCAUUUCGCAUGAUUCCAAAAUACCCCACAAGCAUUUGUCAAGGGAGCAGCUUGAGGCGAAAGUCAAUGAUGCCCAGAGGGAAAAGAAGUACCAAAAGUCCUGUGCUGCCAAGAUCAGGAGCCGUGUGGGUAAAGCGGUUGAUACGGAGGGCUGUACAUUGAAUGAUUCCCAACACAGAUUCCUACAACAGAUCCUAGAAUCUUCGACGGCGAAGGACACCAUGGACACAACAUUUGCCAAGGACACACCACAACAGUUUCUGUUCCAGCAGCAAGUAGAAAGAGCCAAGCAACAUGACGCAAGAACCAUGAAAUGGCACCCAAUCAUGGUCCGUUGGUGCCUGGCUAUCUAUCACUCUUCACCUGCAACAUACAAGUUCAUUCGCGACUCCGGCUUCCUCUUCCUACCACACACCAGAACACUUGAUAGAUACAGCAAAUUCACUGAUCCUACCUCUGGAUUCAAUCCAGACGUUCUCAAGAAACUGCUGGAAAAAGCGAAGAUAGAUGAGUUACCUGAGUGGAAGAAAAAUGUCACCUUACUCUUUGAUGAGAUGAAGGUUAAGUCAAAUCUGGUAUAUGACAAGCGAACAGGAGAGCUGAUCGGGUUUACAGAGCUUGGUUCUAUCAACGAUGAGAUCAAAAGCUUUGAGAAGCGUUGUCAGAGCCAACAAGAAGAUGACACAAGCGGAGCUGACCCCGACCUGGCGACACAUGUACUAGCAUGUAUGGUUAGGGGAAUAUUCACUCCCCUUGAGUUUGUGUUCGCCUACUAUCCCUGUUGCACAUUCUCCAGCGUCCAACUUUUUCCAGUCAUCUGGGAUGCAACAGGUGUACUUACUGAGCUGGGAUUCCAUGUGAGAGCCUUCAUCUGUGAUGGAGCAUCUCCAAACAGAAGGUUCUACCGCCUCCACGGGAAUGAAGGGGAGAUGAUGAUAUACUGGGCGUGGAACAUCCACAGUGAAAAUGAAAAGAUCUACUUCUUCUGUGAUGUUCCACACCUGUUGAAGACAACAAGGAACAACUUUGAAAACUCUGGUGCCCACAGCAAAACCAGACAUUUACAUUACAACAAGCAACCCAUAAGCUGGCAGCACAUCAUAAAGCUGUAUGAGUGGGACUUGGGGCUCGACAGAGAAGCGGUGGGGUUGAGGAUGUUGAAAAAUCUCACCCAUGACCAUGUGUUCCUCACGCCAUCCUUAAGGAUGAGAGUGAGUCUUGCUGUGCAGGUCCUCAGUAAGUCAGUCUACCAUGGCCUCACCAUGCAGGGUCGCCACGACACAAUCUCUACAAGAAAAUUUGUCCUCAUGAUGGACAAAUUUUUCGACUGUCUGAAUGUGAAGAACACUGAAUCCAACAAACCUGUCCUGUAUCCAUACAGGAAUGUUCUGGAUGCCAGAUUUACGUGGCUGGAGGAGGACUUCCUGGGGUUCCUGAGAGAAUGGGAGGAGGAGGCUCAUGGAACUCCGAACCUAUCAAAGGACGACAGGAACCGAAUGUGCCUCUCUAAGCAGACGUUGGAAGGACUUCGCAUCACAGUUGCCUCAUUCACCACGCUGACCAAGGUGCUGCUCCAGGAGGAUGGUGUCCGGUACGUCUUGAGCGAAAAGUUCACUCAAGACCCCCUGGAGCAGCACUUCUCCAAACAGCGGCACCGUUGUGGGGCAAACGAGCACCCCACAGUGAUGGAGUAUGGCCGAAAUGAACUCAACAUCCUCGUCACUGGUGAGAUGGCUGCAGCUUUCAGGAGGCCAAACGGAAACUGGAGGGGAAGGGGAGAUCAUCAGGCACAAAUUGAUUUCUCUGAUAAUACACCGCUGCCAAAAAGGCCACGGAAAAGGAGUCAUCGUGGAUGCUACUCUAGCUUCACUGGAAAUGGGUGCAUCUACUGUGUGCCUUUUACGCAAAAGGCCCUCAAAUACCUGUCGUGUCAGGAACUGGUGCAACAGAGGACAGGGGGUCUUACACACACUAGUCAUCAAAUCCUUCCACAAAGCAAUGUAAAUCUUUCCUGAACACAAGAGGUAGUACUGUCUGAACAUAUGUUCAUAUGCAGCGCUACAUAAAGUCGCUCUGUCACCUGACACUAUUACAUCCCAUAAUAAACCACACAGGUUGCCAACAAA